Molecule: messenger RNA, 1362 nt
Organism: Cuscuta campestris
Lineage: Eukaryota; Viridiplantae; Streptophyta; Magnoliopsida; Solanales; Convolvulaceae
Source: the annotation of a GenBank genome assembly
AAAUAGGACAUUGGGGUGCAAAUAGCUUUACACAACCGCAUUACAAGUUACCCAGGCUUUGAACUUUAGGGUGAUAGUUCUCCCGCUGAUUCCAGCAAUGGCUUCCGGAACCAAAUUCGAUCCGCGUGCAAACAAACGCCACAAAACACUUGAACGUCCGCUCCCGUCAAAAGAAGCCGCCGUCCAGGGUAAGACCAAGCUCGAAAACUUGGAGCGGGAGGACGAAGGCGGCGAAUCGGAGCGGUGCUGCGGGAUUUGCCUGGUGGAAUCCGGGCAGGGGCGGUCCACAAUUCAAGGAUGCAUCGGCAGCUGCGAUCACUUCUUCUGCUUCUUGUGUAUCACGGAGUGGUCCAAGGUUGAAUCCAGAUGUCCGACGUGCGAGCGCAGAUGCUCCGCCAUCCGCCGCCCUGCCAACCCCUCGGAACGCCUUGUCCCCGCACCUCACCGCGAUCAGGUAUACAAUCAUUUUGGAAAUGUGACAACAUGCCAAAGCUGACGACACUAUGAAUGAUUUUGAUGCUGAACUGAGUCUGAACCAAAGUAUUGUAUCACCUGAUUCACCUCAGCUUGUUAAUAGAGUAAGUGAUGAUGAGUUGUUGCCUUUGCCAAGAACUUAUGAGCUUUCUGCUAAAACCUUGUGGCGUCGCCGCACAUUUUACGUGAAAAUAAGGGCGGAUUACAGUGUGGGUCCAUGAGUUUCCCACCCAGCAAGAGCCAUGGCCGACCACUUCAUGCGAAUGAGAUGGAUAGAGCAUGAAAGAUGAUGGGUAUUGCGAAGUCAAUGAUGGACAAGCACCAUGGGCCCAAAACACUAAAUCGGGCCUCAAAACACGCUUCAAAGAAAACGAAUGACUGCAGAGAGGGUGGUACACGGCAUUCAACUUCUCUUUCAUCACACUCGGCAUUAAUUUGUGAUAGAAGUAGGCAUGCAUUGAAGAAGAACAUAUUUAGCUUAUCAUCAUCAUCUUGCUCGUGCUCUUUGAAGGAUAAUAAAGUUGGACCAGAAAAACUAGAGAUGGACAUGAAGCCAAGAAGGAUGUUCAAUCUCUAGUCAAGCUCAGAAGAAGGCUAGCUUGCGGUUCGGAGGCCUAACUUGUUUAUACAUUUGGAUUGGUCCCGACACACCCAUUAAUAAGAUCCAUCAUUUGCAGUGGAAAAUUCUUCUUUUGAUUUUUGUUUGGAAUGCAAUUCCAAACAAAACAGUUGUUGUUCAAAAACUCAUUUGGAACUUCAACUUCAAAUGGAACUUGGGUUUUGAGAAUUGUGUCAAGAGUUUAAAAUACUCCAUUUUAGGAUCGGGUGGUUCUUAUGACAUCGCCCGACAAUGUCAUGGGAUGACCUGAGGGCGUUCUGGUGCCCCGU